Messenger RNA from Myotis myotis, 1655 nucleotides. It is a transcript of the gene SNX15, whose product is annotated as sorting nexin 15. The transcript has 9 exons. Lineage: Eukaryota; Metazoa; Chordata; Mammalia; Chiroptera; Vespertilionidae. The record is from RefSeq and is a predicted model, not a curated record. Gene Ontology annotation, molecular function: phosphatidylinositol binding. Bases 120 to 1214 code for a protein of 364 amino acids.
CACUUGCGACCAGCUCCCUGGGCGGGAGGCUGCUGGGCGCAGGCCCGCGAGAGGUGAGGCUGGCAGCGGCUGACCCGGAGGGGCGGGGGCGGCGGGCGGCUCGCCCCGGCUGGGCUGCCAUGUCCCGCCGAGCGAAGGACGACUUCCUGCGGCACUACACCGUCUCCGACCCCCGGACGCACCCCAAGGGCUACACGGAGUAUAAAGUGACCGCGCAGUUCACCUCCAAGAGAGACCCAGAGGAUGUCAAAGAGGUGGUGGUCUGGAAGCGGUACAGCGACUUCCGCAAGCUGCACGGAGACCUGGCCUACACCCACCGCAACCUCUUCCGCCGCCUGGAGGAGUUCCCUGCCUUCCCGCGGGCCCAGGUGUUUGGCAGGUUCGAAGCCUCUGUGAUUGAGGAGCGGCGAAAAGGGGCUGAGGACUUGCUUCGCUUCACUGUGCAUAUCCCCGCGCUCAACAACAGCCCCCAACUCAAGGAGUUCUUCCGGGGUGGGGAGGUGACACGGCCCUCCCCGGUGUCCAGGGACCUGCACAUCCUGCCACCCCCUCUGAUCCCCACACCGCCUCCUGAGGAGUUCCAACCACCACCUGAUGAGUCCUGGUUACCCCAGCCACUCCCCACAGAGAAGAGGGGCCUUGAGGAGUUGGAGGUGCCAGCCGACCCCCUGCCAUCCAGCCCAGCCCAGGAGGCCCUGGAUCUUCUCUUUAACUGUGGGAGCACCGAGGAGGCGUCUAGUUCCCCUGCCCGAGGCCCCCUCACUGAGGCCGAGCUUGCCCUCUUCGACCCCUUCUCCAAGGAAGUGGCUUCGGAACUGCUCAGGCACUGCUUCUCCCCACCGGGGCCAGAAGGUGCAGGCCCCAGUCCUACCCACAUAGGUGAGCUGACAGCAAUGGAGGCAGAGUCUGAGAGGCUGGACCAGGAAGCCUGGGAGCCCAGAGGACAGGAGGAGGAAGAAGACAAGGAAGGAGGGCCCACCCCUGCCUAUGUGAGCCAAGCCACUGAGCUCAUCACCCAGGCCCUGCGGGAUGAGAAGGCAGGCGCCUACGCUGCAGCUCUGCAGGGCUACCGGGACGGCGUGCACAUCCUGCUUCAGGGAGUCCCCGGUGACCCAUCGCCUGCCCGGCGGGAAGGAGUGAAGAAGAAGGCAGCCGAGUACCUAAAGCGGGCAGAGGAAAUCCUGCACCGGCACCUGUCCAAAGUCCCACCCUGAGAGGGAGCGGACCCUUCCCCCGGACUCCAGCACUGCCAGCCACCCCCUUCUCCUCUCCCUGGAACUUGCCCUAUCUCCUGGUCUUGUAACUCGAGAGACCAUUUCUGUAUGUAACUGGACCAAGAAUGAGAAAAAUAAUGACUUCUCAGUUCCCUGACCACACCCGCCAGCAUGGAAUCAGGGACUCACACCUUUGAUCCUGCCUGUCUCUGUUGAUGUGUGGGCAGUAGCUCUAAACUUUCUGUUUAUCCUUCUAGAACUGGGGUCUGCAAACUGCGGCCUGCAGCCAAAUCUGGCCCACCACCUUUUUAUUUGUAAAGCCUGUGAGCUAGAAUGGUUUUUACAUUUUUUAAAUAGUUGAAAAAAAUCAAAAGAAUAAUGUUCGGUGACAGGUGAAAAUGAAGCUUAAGUAUCUAAAAAUACAAUUUUAUUGGACUACAA